ACAAAUAGGGCGGGAGGGGGGGAAAGGUGAGGGGGUCAUUAAAGCCAGGAAGGGCUCCCCCCUUUCCCUCUGAGAACCAGGAGAGCCAGUCUGCAAUCGGCUGCAAAAGGGGGGGGCGUCCUCUCCCCCAAACAAGGUUUGCAUUGCAGGAUCCUCUUGGAAGCGGAGAGAUCAGCCAGACUCCGGGGGGGGGGGAGAGAGAUUUUGCUUCUCGAGACGAACCAGAGAAGGGUUCUCCCCCCCCCGCACCCCCCAUGCAACCUGACUGGGACACGGAACCAGUUGUGCCAGUUUCACCCCACGACCGUGGGUCCCCGGGGCUGUGGGUGCCAUUCAGUAUGCAUGGCCCUGGCACCGAAAUUUGUGGGUGCCCGGCCCCUUCAUGGGGAAUUGGGUGGGUGCUCAGGGACCCAGGGAGCUGGCACCUAUGCACUGUAAGGCACCAGGUGACACCCCCCCCCCCUUAGACCCAGCCUCCUAACCCAUUUUUAUGUAUUUCUUCACACUGAGCCUGGAACACCCCCCUCCCUUAGCCUCCUGCGUCAGGGAGCCGGUCUGCCCCCCCCCCAGCUCCCCUUUCAGAAAUCCUAGUCUGGCCGGCUGAGGUUGCUUUGGCACAAAGGAAAGAGCCUUGUUGGGUUCCCAUGUUGGGGGGUGCACUUGGGGGGGUUUGCUGUGCUGCUUUUGUUCCCCAAAACUGGAGGGAAGAGGCGCAUUCCUGAUUUCCUGAAGCAUGAAAAAGCACCUUGUCGGUUUCCCUCCUGCUUGGCAAGGGAAUUGGGCCCAUGGAUGGCAGGAAUUGAAACUGAUCAAGGUCUCAGGAGCCCUUUAAAAAGCUCCAAUGGAAGGAUUGGAGGAAUUAAAGAAAUGCGCCCUCCCCAGCUGGACUUGGGGGAAAGAGGAGGGGGAAUAAUUUUUUUAUGGCUGCAUCUUUCCAAAAAGAGGCUUCUCCAGAUAUCCUCUUGGGACUUUGUCGGGAAGGAGAAUCAAAGCCCCCAGGGGUGGGAGACCUGGUCUGCCUUGCAGGAUUGGCCCAGCACAGAGGUGCUGAGGGACUUUCUCUGCCUGUGCUGCCAGCCUCACUCCUGCCUGGCCUUAUAAGGAGGGUCUUAUAAUACUGUAGGUGAUCUAAAACCCACCACCUGGGCAAUGCUCACACAAGAACCCUGCAAGGUGGGCCAAAGCAAAUGGGUGGCAGGAUUUGAAGCUGAUUAGAUUCUUAGGGGACCUUUAAAUAUCCUUAUGGCAAAGACUGGAGAGGAAUUAAACGCCCCCUCCCCAACUGGAAUUUCUGGGGACAGAAAUGGAUUCGAGGGGGCGUUUCAGGAUUGGCCGAGUGCAGCAGUCCUGAGGGUCUCGCUGCCACCCUCACCCCAGGAGGGCCUAGUAAUAAGGUGGGGCGGGAUGAAAGCACAACAGCCCUGUAAGGUGGGUCAGUCUCAGUAAAAUAUAGCUGUUGUAACGGGUGUGGGCGUGUUCUCCAGCCAGAGGGCCACAUUCCCUUCUGAACAGUCGUCCAGGGGCCACAUUCCAUUGAUGGGUGGGGCCAGAGAUCAGGGUGGGUGGAGCUAUGGAUGCAAAUUUGACAUUUGUCCAGUAGCUACAUUCAUUCCAAGGGUCCUUUCCAGCCAUGCAAUAGGAGGAUCCAGGGCAGUGAUUUUAAAAGGGGGGGGGGUGUCCUGGCAGAUUGCAGAGGCCUCAAGGGCUGGAUUUGGCCCCUGCUACUGAGGUUCCCCAGCCCACAGUUAGGGUGCUGGACUUGGACCAGGGAGACCCACACUUUGCUACGCAGCUCCUGAGUGACCUUGAGUUAAAGGUCUGGAGACAUGUGCAAUUAAUGCAAGGAUUGUUAGAAAGUUUGAUGCACCUUUUGCCAAUUCCAGAGGUUGUCUAGCUCUACUUAAUAUUUGUUCCCCAGGCAAAGGUCUGCCAUCUGUGUAAAUAAAUCUGCCUUUCUCUAUUGUUCCUGCUUUGAAGUACAUCGUGACAACAGCUGAGAGAGUCCCAGAAGUGGCCCAGUUUACGCCUCCUCCAAAUCGCCUACAGCCAGUGCAAUGGCCUCAGAGGCACUGUUUGGACCGUCUCUUCUUAGAGGUGGAGUGGAAAGAGGAGCCUGGCAGCUUCCUCAGGCCCUCUUGACCUUUGAGGAGGUGGCUGUGUUUUUCACGGAGGAGGAGUGGGCUCUGCUGGAUCCUGGCCAAAGAGCUCUGCACAAGGAAGUCAUGGAGGAGAAUUAUGAGAUGGUGGCCUCUCUAGGAGAGAUUCUGAUACCCAAGUCCGAGCUCUUCUUGCUUGAGACAGAAGAAUACAGAGAUGUUGUCCAGGACAAAUGGAGAGCAGACGAUGGAGAAGGGAGUCAGAAUUCUGAAGGACCAUCUGUGAAGUGCUUCAGUGUGAGUGAGCAUCUUAUCACAAAUCUACAAAGUCACACAGGGAAGAAACCCUUUACAUGUAUGGAGUGUGGAAAGAGCUUCAGUCGGAAUGGAAUUCUUACUGUACAUCAACGAAUUCACACAGGGGAAAAACCAUAUAAAUGUAUGGAAUGUGGAAAGAGCUUCAGUUGUAGUGGAAAACUUCCUAUACACCAACGAAUUCAUACAGGGGAAAAACCAUUUAAAUGUAUGGAGUGUGGAAAGAGUUUCAGUGACAGUGGAGCAUGUACAAAGCAUCAACGAACUCACACAGGGGAGAAACCGUAUAAAUGUUUGGAGUGUGGAAAGAACUUCAGUGAAACUGGAGCACUUACAAGACAUCAACGAAUUCACACAGGCGAGAAACCAUUUAAAUGUAUGGUUUGUGGAAAGUGUUUCAUUUGUAGUGGAAGCCUUAGUGUACACCAACGAUCACACACGGGGGAGAAACCAUAUAAAUGUUUGGCGUGUGGGAAGAGCUUCAGUGAAAGUGGAAAACUUACAAGACACCAACAAAUUCACACAGGAGAGAAAGCAUUUAAAUGUAUGGUUUGUGGAAAGUGUUUCAGUGAUACUGGAGCACUUACAAAACAUCAACAAAUGCACACAGGGGAGAAACCAUUUAAAUGUAUGGCAUGUGGAAAGAGCUUCAGUGAAAGUUCCCAGCUGACUAUCCAUCUCCGAACUCACACAGGGGAGAAACCAUACAAAUGUAUAGAGUGUGAAAAGAGCUUCAGUCAGUGUUCCCACCUUACUAUACAUCAACGAAUUCAUACAGGGGAAAAACCAUUUAAAUGUAUGGAGUGUGGCAAGAGCUUCAGUGCAAGUGGAAAACUUACAAGACAUCAACGAAUUCAUACAGCAGAGAAACCAUUUAGAUGCAUGGUAUGUGGAAAGAGCUUUAGUCAAAGUGGAAGCCUUACUGUACAUCAACGAACUCAUACAGGGGAAAAACCAUUUAAAUGUAUGGAGUGUGGAAAGCGCUUCAGUGAAGGUUCAAAACUGACAGUGCAUUUAAGAAUUCACACGGGUGAGAAACCAUAUAAGUGCUUAGAGUGUGGAAAGUGCUUCAAUGUGACUGAACACCUUUAUAUACAUCUACGAACUCACACAGGUGAGAAACCAUUUAAAUGUAUGGAGUGUGGAAAGAGCUUCAGGGAUAGGGGAAAGCUUACUGUACAUCAACGAAUUCACACAGGGGAGAAACCAUUCAGGUGUAUGGAGUGUGGCAAGAGCUUCAAUCGGAAUGGAAUUCUUACUGUACAUCAACGAACUCAUGCAGGAGAGAAACCAUAUAAAUGUAUUGAGUGUGGAAAAAGCUUCACUGAAGGUCCACAACUUACCAUACAUCUCAGAACUCACACAGGGGAGAAACCAUUUAAAUGUAUGGAGUGUGGAAAGAGCUUCAGUCGGAAAGGAAUUCUUACUGUACAUCAGCGAACUCAUACUGGGGAGAAACCGUAUAAAUGUGUGGAGUGUGGAAAGAGCUUCAGUUGUCGUGGAAAACUUACAAGACAUCAACGAAUUCAUACAGGGGUCAAACCAUAUAACUGUAUCGAGUGUGGAAAGAGCUUCAGUGAAGCUUCAAAAUUGACCAUACAUCUGCGAACUCACACAGGGGAGAAACCCUUUAAAUGUAUAGUGUGUGGGCAGAGCUUCAGUCACAAUGGAAUACUUACUGUACACCUACGAACUCACACCGGGGAGAAACCAUAUAAGUGUAUGGUUUGUGGAAAGUGCUUCAGUGAGAGUGGAAGCCUUACUGUACAUCAACGAACUCAUACAGGGGACAAACCAUAUAAAUGUUUGGAGUGUGGAAAGAGCUUCAUUUGUAGUGGGAAACUCAGUGUACACCAACAAAGUCACACCGGGGAGAAACCAUUUAAAUGUGUGGAUUGUGGGAAGUGCUUCAGUGAGAGUGGAGCUCUUACAAGACAUCAGCGAACUCACACAGGGGAGAAGCCAUUUAAAUGUUUGGAGUGUGGAAAGCGCUUCAGUGAGAAUGGAACUCUUAGAAAACAUCAACGGUCUCACAGAGAAGCAGUUGUUUAAAUGGAAGGAGUUCUUAAUAAACACCUACCGACUCUCACAGGGGAGAUCCCUUUUAGAUUUAUGGAGUGUGCCAAGUUUUUCCCACAGUUCACUUUGUCCCUCAUGUCAGCAAACUGAUACAGUGGUACCUUGGGUUACAGACGCUUCAGGUUACAGACUCCACUAACCCAGAAAUAGUACCUCGGGUUAAGAACUUUGCUUC
Molecule: messenger RNA, 4665 nt
Organism: Podarcis muralis (Common wall lizard)
Lineage: Eukaryota; Metazoa; Chordata; Lepidosauria; Squamata; Lacertidae
Biological process (GO): regulation of transcription by RNA polymerase II; embryo development
Cellular component (GO): nucleus
Molecular function (GO): DNA-binding transcription factor activity, RNA polymerase II-specific; RNA polymerase II transcription regulatory region sequence-specific DNA binding
Source: RefSeq, a predicted model, not a curated record